Molecule: messenger RNA, 543 nt
Organism: Dentiscutata erythropus
Lineage: Eukaryota; Fungi; Glomeromycota; Glomeromycetes; Diversisporales; Gigasporaceae
Source: the annotation of a GenBank genome assembly
ACACAUUUGGAAAUAUAUUCGUUAGCAAAAGAAUUUAAUCAGCUUAAAACGUUUUAUCAAACGAAUGACGAUUAUGAGUUAGAAUUAAAAGAAACAUUAGAGAAAGAAGAAUCUCCUCUUGAAAAUAUAGAGUCUAGCAAUAUAGAACAACAAUUCGAUAAUCAAAUCCUUACGACUUUACAAAUUGAAAAGUUUCAAAAAAUAUUUGCCCAACAUACUAUUAAAGAAGGUGAUGAUGAGCAAGAAACUGAUGAGAAAGUGAUGACGCGUUUAGAUCAGCAGGAAAAGGAGGCUUUUUUUUUGAAACUUCGUACCUUAGUUUGCUAUAAUUCUAAAAUGUGCUUAAAUAAAAUUGAUCAUGAAUCAGCAUUUCAAAAUUUUGAUAUUAUUCGAAAAUUAUCAAAAACAGAGUAUAAUAUGUUUCUCUUAGGAAUGCUUCAUACAAUGACUCGUUCUAAUGAGACUUUACAUGGCAAAGGAAAACAAUACUUAACAGUUAAAUAUACUUUUAAUAAUGAUGAAAUUUGCGAAAUAGCUUUUUGA